AUGAUUAAAUCUGCUUCAGGUUGGUAUUCAAAGAAAUUGAAAAUAGCCAUCACCGAUGAUGUGCGGCACCCAAUGCCACCUCAAUAUCUUAAGCAACGCCUUACAGAACAACAACCAAAGGUUAAACUAAAUAUUAUGCCAAAAGUAUUCAAAGUUAACGGCAGUAUUAGUGUUCACUGCGAGUCUAAACUAGUGGUCGGCAAACAAAGUCUAGUAUCGCUAUCACUGACCAAGGACAAACACGCAUUCGCUACUCUUAACAUGUUUGGUCAAAGGUCGUUUGAUAGAACUCAAGGAGUUAGAAAUAUAACCUGGUUGCAAUCAUCUACACAACCGCCAAUAGUGCAUGUUAAAAUAGGAAAUGCUACCAGGCUAACUUCGGGAAUGUAUAGAUGCGAACUCACGUAUAGGAAUACGACCAGCGGACUUAGUUUCAACUCCUAUUCAAACUAUAUGGUUUUACGCAAUACGGGCACCUCGGGAAUAGAUAUAAAAAUAUAA
This is a messenger RNA of Medioppia subpectinata, 501 nucleotides long. The record is from the annotation of a GenBank genome assembly. NCBI's taxonomy places the organism in Eukaryota, Metazoa, Arthropoda, Arachnida, Sarcoptiformes, Oppiidae.